Molecule: messenger RNA, 1712 nt
Organism: Sander lucioperca (pikeperch)
Lineage: Eukaryota; Metazoa; Chordata; Actinopteri; Perciformes; Percidae
Exons: 10
Coding region: 198-1679 (493 amino acids)
Biological process (GO): cell surface receptor signaling pathway
Molecular function (GO): transmembrane signaling receptor activity
Source: RefSeq, a predicted model, not a curated record
UUUUACCUCGCCGCUGUCACACUGAAUGCUUGCUCUUGGGGGAAUUACUAGAAUUGUUGGGUCUUUGUAGAUUACAGAGUGGUCUAGACCUACUCUAUCUGUAAAGGUCUCAAGAUAACUCUUUUAUACGUUUUAAUACUAUAACUAAAAUUGAAUUGAAUUAAAUUGAAUCUGAUCUCAGAUGACCAACAUUUCAAAUGGAGGACUCAUCUCUGCAGCUGCUGCUGGUUCUGACUUCACUGCUGAUCAGCACAACAAACCAAGCCUCUCUGACUGUGAGUCCCAGCAGCUCUCAGAUGUUUGAAGGACAACCUGUCUCUCUGAGCUGUGAGGAGGACGACAGCUCUGCUGGAUGGACUCUGAGGAGGAACACAACCAGAGAAACCAGGACUCAGUGUGGACCUGACUGGGGAAAAACUGCUGGUUCUUCCUGUAAAAUCAGCUACAUCCUCCCAUUGUACAGUGGAGUUUACUGGUGUGAGUCCAGAGAGGGAGCAACCAGUAACAGCAUCAACAUCACUGUCACUGGUGGACCAGUGAUCCUGCAGAGUCCUGUCCUCCCUGUGACGGAGGGAGAAGACCUCACUCUGCUCUGUAAAACAAAGACGUCCUUCAUCCUCGCAGCUGAUUUCUAUAAAGAUGACUCCUUCAUCAGGACUGAGCCUGCAGGUCACAUGACCAUCCACCAUGUUUCCAGGUCUGAUGAAGGCCUCUACAAGUGUCUCAUCAGCAGUGAUGGAGAGUCUCCACCCAGCUGGGUCUCUGUCACAGGAGAGGAGGUUAAAGGUCAUCAUUCAUCUUUCACACCUACAGUUCUGCCACGUCCACACGGACAGAAGCAUGUAGUCCACCUUUGUUGUUGUCGCGGGAUACAAGGUCGAAAGCUAGAGAUCCAGGGGUGUGGCGAUGACAUCAUCGAUACGCAAAGAAACCCACGACUACAAGUCCUCCUCCAACCUCCUCCAGUCCUGAUUCUUCCUCUUCUUACCCCAUGUUGUGGUCCGUUCCAGUCGGUGUCCUGGUUCUCCUGGUUCUCCUGGUUCUCCUGGUUCUCCUGGAUUAUGAGGAAUGUGGUCAAAAUAAGCCUUAAAAUGAAAAUCAUCUUCUAUAACUGUGUCUUUCUGUCCCUCCUCCCUCCAGCCUCUCUGACUGUGAGUCCCAGCAGCUCUCAGCUGUUUGAAGGACAACCUGUCUCUCUGAGCUGUGAGGAGGACGACAGCUCUGCUGGAUGGACUCUGAGGAGGAACACAACCAGAGAAACCAGGACUCAGUGUGGACCUGACUGGGGAAUAUCUGCUGGUUCUUCCUGUAAAAUCAGCUACAUGGACCGAGGGGACAGUGGAGUUUACUGGUGUGAGUCCAGAGAGGGAGCAACCAGUAACAGCAUCAACAUCACUGUCACUGGUGGACCAGUGAUCCUGCAGAGUCCUGUCCUCCCUGUGAUGGAGGGAGAAGACCUCACUCUGCUCUGUAAAACAAAGACGUCCUUCAUCCUCCCAGCUGGUUUCUAUAAAGAUGGCUCCUUCAUCAGGACUGAGCCUGCAGGUCACAUGACCAUCCACCAUGUUUCCAGGUCUGAUGAAGGCCUCUACAAGUGUCUCAUCAGCAGUGAUGGAGAGUCUCCACCCAGCUGGGUCUCUGUCACAGGAGAGGAGGUUAAAGGUCAUUAUUCAUCUUAGGAGAAACCCACGACUACAAGUCCUCCUCCAACC